This is a messenger RNA of Choloepus didactylus (southern two-toed sloth), 2917 nucleotides long. RefSeq names its product MANSC domain containing 1 (gene MANSC1). The transcript is spliced from 4 exons. The coding region runs from base 255 to 1544 and encodes 429 amino acids. Lineage: Eukaryota; Metazoa; Chordata; Mammalia; Pilosa; Megalonychidae. The record is from RefSeq and is a predicted model, not a curated record.
AACGCGCGGGGCGUGUGCGGGAGCUACAGAGCGUCCCCUGCGGUCCUCGCCGAGACCCUCGCGCGGCUUCGCUGGUCCUUCGCCGCGAGCGCGACGGAGCUGUCCUCGCACACCGAGGACAACAAGGGGUCCGGCAUCGGUCCUCUCGCCUCCAGAGAGAAAUUCCGUCUCUGUGCAAUCUUUUGGAAGCAAACUAAGACCAAAAGGAGGGUCAUCCUUGACAUACGAAGACCAAGACUAAACUGAAAUUUAAAAUGUCCUUCAGGGAAGAACGGAGUUUGGCCACUUUUGCAAUAAUUUGUUUCCUGACACUACAGCAGUCCACCAGUCAGAAGUGCCCCACUAAGAGUCUAGAAGAUGUUGUCAUUGACAUCCAGUCAUCUCUUUCUAAGGGAAUCAGAGGCAAUGAACCCAUACAUACAUUAACUCAAGAAGAUUGCAUUAAUGCUUGCUGUUCAACAAAAAACAUAUCAGGGGACAAAGCAUGUAACUUGAUGAUCUUUGAUACUCGAAAAACAACUAGACAACCCAACUGCUACCUGUUUUUCUGUCCCAGUGAAGAAGCAUGUCCACUAAAACCAGCGAAGGGACUUAUGACUUACAGGAUAAUUAGAGAUUUCCCACCUUUGACCAGCACUAACCAGACAAGUCGAAAGUUAGCCCAAGAUAAUUCUCUCUCACGAGGCCAAUCUUCACAAGCAGUCUCUUCCACUCCCACUUACCUGACAGGUUAUUCAAAGCCCACAUUGGGAAAUACACUUCCUCAGAAGGUUGUAUCCUCAGAUCACUUGGAGACACUAUCUAAGAUUGAUCAAGCAACUACACAGUUCCCUGUUUAUAAAGAAAAAGGCCAUUCGCAGACUUCACAGUUUUCUCCAGAACAAAAAACAGCUCAUCUGCCACCAAAAAAUGUGACUACCUUCCUAACUACAGUGGCCGCUGCUGCUUCUCUGCAUACCGUCUCGGCUACUGCACAGCCUGCACUUCUUCAACCCACCGACCCUGCAAUGAUACCUUCUGUGACUUCUCAACCGCACGAGGCUCCUACACCUGACUCUAAAGCCACUGUCUCUUCUCCGCCUCCCACAGCCCUCGCUUCUACAACACUUACACAAGCUGCGGUCAGUCCCCGAGCUAGCAAUGCAGCUGCAGCUCCAACUACCAUCUUCCGGGCCCCCGCAGAUGGGAAAGUCACCCUGGAAACAGUGCCCUCUAGAGGAGACCCUAAACCGACUUUGAACAAAGGGAAUGCUUCCAAAGCCCCUGCACUUCCUUUGUCAAAUGUGGAUUCUUCCGCUGCGAAUAAAACUUCUUCCCAGGAAAAUGGGAAGUCCAGACCGGGCAGUUCCUCACUGAGCAGUGUCACAGAAAGUCAGCGCGGCCUUCCGUUUGAUAAGUGGCUCCUUGCCGGGACCCUGCUCUUUGGUGUUCUGUUUCUGGUGAUAGGCUUUGUCCUCUUGGGGAGAAUGCUCUCAGAGUCCCUCCGCAAGAAACGUUACUCACGAUUAGAUUACUUGAUCAAUGGGAUCUACGUUGACAUGUAAGGAUGAAGCUAGAUGUCUCAUGAAUCAUUUAGCAACUGGUAGCCCAAAUGCUUGCUUUCUGCUGACUCGCUGAUCUUAGCAGGUUGUAUCUUGAAGACAGGAAAAUGCUCCCUAUCACUUUCUGUUCGUGUGUUUUUUUGAGGAGGAGGGAGAAAAGUGAUCAAAGUAGCUAAUAUGAGUGAUCUGUCUCUAAAAUAUUUGUGUAAACAAAGUUCUCCCUAAAGUAACAAAUUAUAAUUGCCAUAUAAAAUGAAGAACUCAACUGGCUUUGUGCAAGGUAGAAUGGUUAAGACUUCUAAGUCCAAUUCGUUAAUAUUUCUGUUUGCAGAUAAAGUCGACUAUUUAUGACACUAAUUCUAAUAGAUUCCAUUUCUUUUUAUACAAAUUCCAAUAAAACUUAUUCCAGAUGUAUUUCCUUCCAGUUAAACAUUUGAGUAAAUCUUUUAUUGCUCAGUGGUGUUCUUGUAAGUGACACAUCCAGCUGGAUAACUUUCUAUUUAUUCCCAUCAGCAAAAUGAUUACAUGAUGAAAAUAUGUGUUCCAAGUUAAAAUGACAAAACCCUUUUUCCCCAUCAGUGAGAAAAGGGGUUCCUUUGGGAGAAUUCUAGCACAAUAUUAGCCUACAUGGAGACAUUGAUAAGUCAGUUCUGAUAAAUAGCCAAAUAUACUUUGGGUCUGUUCUAGUUAACUAAUUUUUUUUCCUCCAGAAACAAAUAAUGUAGACGUUUUCUGAACUUGUACCAAGUUUAAAAUGUAAUGAUAUUGUAAUUCCUUAGCUAAAUUUGACCAGCAGUCAAUUUUAGCUUUAUCUGGAGUAACAUUAGCAAUAAUAUAUAGCAACUGAGAUUAUUAUUAAAUGAUUAAUAUGCUCUAAUUUUUAUGGUUGGUUUUUUUAAGUUUCUGAGAAAUGCUUUCAUUAAAGUUUGCCGGACAAGGUGCAGGCAGGGUAACCAGAGUCCAGAAGUCCAUAGGGUCGGUUGACACCUCACCUCUCUGGAUUUCAGUUUGCUUAUCUGCAAAACAAGAAAACUGGUCCCUCCCAGGUUUUUAGAGAAAAUUGGGAAUUCAGCUGAGAAGUUUAUCAGUGUGCACUAGAGGGCAGUAGCCGGUUAAUAAGUGCAGGAGUGAAGACAAAGGUGGGAAAUGACACAAAUGGACUGUUCUCUUUCCUCCUGCCCCUCCCAUCUCCUGUUCCCCUCCCCCUUACUCCCUUCCCAGAUUUACUCUAAGCUCAUAAAGCAUGUUAAGAGAAAAGCUGGUCUAUUGAAAAUACUGCUUGCUUUUCAUAAAAUUUCCAACUUGGCUUGAUACAAAUGUCUAAGGGGUUUACAUAAGCUUUAAGUAGGUUGAAUCAAUAAAACCUUGAAUCAAUU